Messenger RNA from Formica exsecta, 1680 nucleotides. Its product is annotated as tubulin delta chain-like. Gene Ontology annotation, molecular function: structural constituent of cytoskeleton; GTP binding. Lineage: Eukaryota; Metazoa; Arthropoda; Insecta; Hymenoptera; Formicidae. The transcript has 3 exons. The record is from RefSeq and is a predicted model, not a curated record. Bases 155 to 1507 code for a protein of 450 amino acids. Gene Ontology annotation, cellular component: cytoplasm; microtubule. Gene Ontology annotation, biological process: mitotic cell cycle; microtubule cytoskeleton organization.
GUUGCACUCAGUUACACUCCCUGCACUUGGUUACAGCACACGCAGUUUUCCUGGCGGGAAGCAAUGGCUGGAUGUGAAUUUUGAGAUCGCUCGCUCGCCGUUCAAACAUUACUUGAAUUUUUCUUCCAAAUAAACCUACAAGAGAUUCGACGAGAUGUUGACGAUACAAUUUGGACAAUGUGGGAAUCAACUCGGACACGACUUAUUCUCGAAGGUAUCUACCGAUCUUGAAAGUCUAAAUACCGGCGUUUCUUAUGGAGCUAAUUACGAGUACACGGAAAACACGAUCGAGAAAUGGUUCGACGGAAUAACGGAACGCGGCCGGCAUUUCGCGAGGGCGAUCCUCGUCGAUACCGAAGAGAAGGUAGUGAACAAGAUAUGUAAGGAUGCGAACGCAUCGUGGACCUAUCGAAUAAGCAACGUCGUUUGUCAAUCUGGCGGUGGUUGUGCCAACAAUUGGGCUUACGGCUACAAGAUAAACAGCCAACGUUUGUCAAAUAUUAUAUUGAAUAUAACGCGACAAGAGAUUGAGAAAUUAGAUCGUUUUCAAGGAUUUCUACUGCUUCUUAGCUCGGCCGGUGGCACAGGAUCCGGUAUUGGAAGCCGUAUGGUUGAAAUUCUACGCGAUGAGUAUGAGACUAAGUCUAUUGUCGCUGCGAUUGUGUUGCCAUUCAGCUUUGGAGAAGUCUGCACUCAAAAUUACAAUACUAUAUUGACUCUAGCUGAGUUCUCCGACAGAGCAGACUUUUCUAUGUUAUUUGAGAAUCAGCAGAUGCAUGCUAUGAGUACUAGUUUGUUGAAGAAUCCUAAUACCAUGUUAUACGACAUAAACAGUAUUAUUUCUGAGAAUCUGCUCGCUGCUUUUCAACCUACCAACAAGGCAAGAUAUGACAUGAAUUUUUUAAUAUCCAAAAUAGCUGCGCAUCCCAAUUUUAGAUUUGUAACAAUCAAGAGUACUCCUCAUGUUCCUGCAACAUGUCUGCAGUAUGAACCCACCCACAAGUGGGAUGUAUAUAUACGUCACUUGAAGCAGACUCUUCGAAUUUCAAAAUCGCAAACGGAAUUGACAAAUGUCCAAUUAAAAACACCAAAUCCUAUACCGGGCAAAACAGAUAUGUCUUAUAUGUAUAGUCCUUGUGUAUCUAAUAUUCUUGUAACACGUGGCAAAUCUGUAGAGAAUGACGCUGUAAUGUUGGAAGAUCUGCAGAAAAGACAUUUAUAUCCAGAGUGGAUUACGCUAGAGUCGUUCACUCACUUGCAUCAGGAACGCAAGUUUUUGAAUCGAGACAAAUUUUUAGCAUUGAUCACCAACAAUUCAGAGAUACAUCGGCCAUUGGACGCAUAUCUGGACAAAGCAUGGAAUUCUUACAAAUUUGCGGCUUUCUUACAUCAAUAUAAACAGUUUGGCUUGGAGGAAGACGAUUUCUUGGAAGCUUUUGCAAAAGUUGAGAACAUAGUGCAGGAAUAUAAAAACUUGAAGAGUUAUGGCGUUUACACGAGACCUUGAGUAUCACGGUCACGGUUACUACGAGAUGGGCGAGCGGUUGUGAUGUCAUUUGGGAAUCGACCGAGCUGCGACUACGGGACACGUGAAAGAGACUCGUAAAGGAGGAAAGACGGACAAAAAGGAGGCAGAGUAGAAGAGGGAGAAAGGCGACAAUAGAACGAACGAGCGAGUAU